This is a messenger RNA of Octodon degus (degu), 486 nucleotides long. RefSeq names its product NADH:ubiquinone oxidoreductase subunit A6 (gene Ndufa6). NCBI's taxonomy places the organism in Eukaryota, Metazoa, Chordata, Mammalia, Rodentia, Octodontidae. The record is from RefSeq and is a predicted model, not a curated record. The transcript is spliced from 3 exons. Gene Ontology annotation, biological process: response to oxidative stress. The coding region runs from base 31 to 417 and encodes 128 amino acids.
AGGGAUUGCGGAGGUGGUUUCACUACCAAGAUGGCGGCGAGCGGCGCACGCCAGGCUGCUGCUGCAGCCAGCACCUCUGUGAAGCCCAUUUUCAGCCGGGACAUGAACGAGGCCAAGCGGAGAGUGCGCGAGCUCUACCGCGCCUGGUACCGGGAGGUGCCGAACACUGUGACCCUAUUCCAGCUAGACAUCCCUGUAAAACAGGGGCGGGAUAAAGUCCGAGAAAUGUUUAUGAAGAACGCCCACGUCACAGACCCCAGGGUGGUUGAUCUUCUGGUGAUUAAGGGAAAGAUGGAACUGGAGGAAACAAUUAAAGUGUGGAAGCAGCGGACACAUAUUAUGAGGUUCUUCCAUGAAACAGAAGCACCAAGGCCAAAGGAUUUCCUGUCCAAGUUCUAUGCUGGCCAUGACCCAUAAAGCCGCUCAGUGGAAAGGUGCAUGUUAUUUAAUUAUUAGAGUACAAAUAAAUUUUCCAUAUGACAGUCA